GUUACCUCCCUCGGUGGUGAUGUCACCGGCUCAGGGGAGCUCGAGCAUCCCUACCAAAGACAGGCAGACAAUAGGGCCAUUUUGACCGCGUCGGAGCGUGAAGAAGCGGCCGAAACAUCCAAACAACCGACCGGCCACCUUCCUUUCCUUCCUGGGUCCCAACUGGAAAGGCAGGGCAGAGGGAGGUGGGUUGGUGGGUACAAGACCUUGUCCGCGGUAACCUCAGUCCUUCCCGUUUUCAUGGAGAGAGGAGGCUGUUAGCACGGCCAGCGCCAGACCUGGAGGAGACCAGAGCAGGUGGAAGUAGCUACGGAGCCAAGCACGACAAAUACGGUCUCUACACGGGAGCAAACGUUAUUGGCACUGCGGAGACCUGCAGGCCCUACACCUGGGUACUAAAGAAGGCACCCCAAGGUGCUAGGAAGAAAGCACCAUGGCAGGGGCCUCUGUGAAGGUGGCGGUGCGUGUCCGCCCCUUCAAUUCAAGGGAGAUUGGAAAAGAAAGCAAAUGCAUCAUUCAGAUGUCUGGAAACACCACCACCAUCAUCAACCCCAAGCAGGCCAAAGACAACAAGAGCUUCAACUUUGAUUACUCCUACUGGUCCCACACCUCGCCAGAGGACAUCAACUUUGCCUCUCAGCUGCAAGUGUACAAAGACAUUGGAGAGGAAAUGUUGCUGCACGCCUUCGAGGGAUACAACGUCUGCAUCUUUGCUUAUGGUCAGACAGGCGCUGGCAAGUCCUACACCAUGAUGGGGAAACAGGAUGUCAAGGAUCAACAAGGAAUCAUUCCCCUGCUGUGUGAAGAUCUUUUUACCAAGUUUAAUGACAAUGCAGACAACAGCAUGUCCUAUUCUGUGGAGGUAAGCUACAUGGAAAUCUACUGUGAACGUGUGCGGGAUUUACUGAACCCCAAAAAUAAAGGGAACCUGCGUGUCCGAGAACAUCCUCUGAUGGGACCUUAUGUGGAGGACCUGUCCAAACUGGCUGUCACUGCCUACAAUGACAUCCAGGACCUGAUGGACUCUGGCAACAAGGCCAGGACGGUGGCUGCCACCAACAUGAAUGAGACAAGCAGUCGCUCGCAUGCUGUCUUUAACAUCAUAUUCACCCAGAAACGCUAUGAUGCUGAGACUGAUAACACCUCUGAGAAGGUCAGCAAAAUAAGUUUGGUGGAUUUGGCUGGCAGUGAGAGGGCAGAUUCUACUGGAGCCAAAGGGACUCGGCUUAAGGAAGGAGCAAAUAUCAACAAAUCUCUAACUACACUGGGGAAAGUCAUCUCUGCUUUGGCAGAAGUGGACUCUGGACCGAAUAAGAAUAAAAAGAAGAAGAAGGUGGAAAGCUUCAUCCCCUACAGAGAUUCAGUUUUGACCUGGCUACUGAGAGAAAAUUUGGGGGGGAAUUCUCGUACUGCGAUGGUAGCUGCCCUAAGUCCAGCUGACAUCAACUACGAUGAGACCCUCAGCACACUCAGGUACGCAGACCGCGCCAAACAGAUUCGCUGUAACGCUGUUAUCAAUGAGGAUCCCAACAACCGAUUGGUGCGAGAGCUGAAGGAGGAGGUGUCUCGUCUGAAAGACCUCCUCUUUGCCCAGGGCCUGGGUGACAUCAUUGAGACAUAUCGAGCAACUGGUGCUGACAUAGAGGGUUUGAAAUCGACAGACCUAUCCGAUUGCAAGAACAAUAACAAUAAAGGCCAAGCUGUGAAUCAAAGAGAUGAUCUCUCCACAGUGACCAAUGCCAUGACGGGGAUGAGUCCCUCUCCGUCUCUCUCAGCCUUGUCCAGCCGUGCCGGAUCCAUCGCCAGUCUUCAUGACCGCAUCAUGUUCAGCCCGGGCAGCGAAGAGGCCAUCGAGAGGCUGAAGGAAACAGAGAAAAUCAUUGCUGAACUCAAUGAGACUUGGGAAGAGAAACUUCGCCGAACAGAAGCCAUUAGAAUGGAAAGAGAGGCCUUGCUGGCAGAAAUGGGUGUAGCAAUGCGAGAAGAUGGUGGGACAGUUGGUGUGUUCUCUCCCAAAAAGACGCCUCAUCUGGUGAAUCUCAACGAGGACCCUCUGAUGUCUGAGUGCCUGCUGUACUACAUUAAAGACGGAAUCACCAGGGUAGGUCGUGUAGACGCCAGCAGUCGUCAGGAUAUAGUCCUCAGUGGCCACUUCAUCAAGGAUGAGCACUGCACUUUUACCAGUUCUACUGGUCCAAUGGGAGAAACAGUUGUCCUUGAGCCGUGUGAAGGAGCUGAGACUUAUGUUAAUGGAAAGCUAGUAACAGAGCCCACUGUCCUAAAAUCAGGAAAUCGCAUCAUUCUGGGCAAGAGCCAUGUGUUCCGGUUCAACCACCCUGUGCAGGCCAGGGCUGAGAGGGAGCGGACCCCAUGUGCAGAGACCCCUGCUGAGCCCGUGGACUGGGCCUUCGCCCAGAGGGAGCUGCUGGACAAACAGGGCAUUGACAUGAAACAGGAAAUGGAACAGAGGCUGCAGGAGUUGGAGGACCAGUAUCGCAAAGAAAGAGAGGAAGCCAACAACCUUCUGGAGCAGCAAAGACUGGAUUAUGAGAGCAAGCUGGAGGCUCUCCAGAAGCAAGUGGACAGUUACUACCCAGAAGCCCCUGAUGAAGAGGAAGAGCCAGAAGAGGAAGUGCAAUGGACAGAAAGGGAAAGAGAGCUGGCUGUGUGGAGCUUCCGUAAGUGGCGGUGCUACCAGUUCACCUCCCUCCGUGACCUGUUAUGGGGGAAUGCCAUCUUCCUUAAGGAGGCCAAUGCUAUUAGUGUGGAACUCAAGAAGAAGGUCCAGUUCCAGUUUGUGCUGCUCACAGACACUCUCUACUCCCCCCUGCCUCCAGACCUGUUGCCCCCAGAGGCGACUAAGGACAGAGAGAAGCGACACUUCCCACGUACCAUUGUGGCCGUGGAGGUGCAGGAUCAGAAAAAUGGAGCCACCCACUAUUGGACAUUACAAAAAUUAAGGCAGAGGCUCGAUCUCAUGAGAGAGAUGUAUGAUCGUGCUGCUGAUGUGCCCAACAAUACCACUGAAGACGGUGAAAAUGUAAUGACCGGAGGGGACCCCUUUUAUGACCGCUUCCCUUGGUUCCGUCUGGUUGGCAGAAACCCCCUUUUCAACACAUGCAUGAGCGAGCGCAUGAGUGACCCUACCCCAUCCCCGACCCUCUCCAACUCUGAAAUUACGGAGCUGGCUGACCCACAGCGGGAGGGUCGAGGGGAGGAGGAUGAGUUGGAGGAGUUGGAGGACCUGGACGAUGAUAUCUUUUUGGAUGACCCGUGCUCGGAGCUCGGGGGAGAGGAUGAUGAUGAUGAUGAUGAUGAUGAAGGAGAGCUCUGCCGUGGCUCCGGCGAAGGCCAGGAUCCCUUUUACGACCGCUCACCAUUAUUCAGUGUAGUGGGAAGGGCUUUUGUUUAUCUGAGUAACCUGCUGUACCCGGUUCCUCUCGUCCACCGCGUGGCAAUCGUCAGCGAGAAGGGGGAAGUGAAGGGCUUCCUCCGCGUGGCGGUGCAGGCCAUAUCAGGUGCUUUGUGUUUCCCUCCAGCUGAUGAGGAAGCUCCCGACUACGGCUCAGGAGUGAGGCAGUCAGGCACUGCCAAAAUCUCAUUUGAGGAUCAGCAAUAUGAAAAGUUCCAGUCCGAGUCCUGCUCUGUAGGACUGUCCCGUACAGGGAUUUCACAGGAGGAGCUUCGUAUCGUGGAGGGGGAGGGGCAAAAUGCAGAAUUGGGACCCUCAGCUGAUGAGGUCAACAAUAACACAUGUGCGGCAGCUGGUGCAGAUGAGCUGGAGACUCCACUGAAGAGUCUGGAUGGCCCGCUUGACACAACUCUGGAGCACCUGAGGAUUGGUAAUGUUUUUACCUUCAGGGUGACUGUCCUGCAAGCCUCCAGCAUCUCUGCAGAAUAUGCUGACAUCUUCUGCCAGUUUAAUUUCAUCCACCGCCAUGAUGAGGCCUUUUCCACUGAGCCCCUAAAAAACACAGGCCGCGGACCCCCUCUUGGCUUCUACCAUGUGCAGAAUAUUGCUGUUGAAGUGACUAAAUCCUUUGUUGACUACAUCAAGACUCAGCCAAUUGUGUUUGAAGUGUUUGGACACUACCAGAAACAGCCUUUUCUUCCACUCUGUAAAGACGUCAUCAGUCCACUACGUCCCUGCAGAAGACAGUUCCCACGAGUGAUGCCUCUGUCCAAACCAGUUGACUCUGACGCCUCGCCAGACCGUGAGAAAUCGCUGGACCUGAUCCGAUACCUGGUCCCAGAUGUGUUCAAUGGGGCGCUGGUGGACUCGUUGUCAGACCACGCUCUGUCUGCUGCUGGCUUGGCUGCUUCCUUCUUACUGGAAGGAACUGAGCGAGCUCAGCUGACAGCUCCACCCACCUCUAUCUGUUCAGUCAUUAAAGCUCAGAAGCCGGUACCUGCCACCAAGCUGACAGCGAUGACCCGCCCGCAGGCAGGACCCUGUCACUGCAAAUAUGAUCUCAUGGUGUUCUUUGAGAUCUGCGAGCUGGAGGCCACUGGAGACUACAUCCCUGCAGUGGUGGACCACAGAGGAGGAAUGCCUUGUCAUGGCACAUUCCUACUGCACCAGGGCCUCCAGAGGAGAAUCAGCGUUACCAUUGUACAUGAGUCAGGAGGUGACAUGGAAUGGAAGGACAUCCGUGAGCUUGUUGUGGGUCGUCUCCGCAACACCCCUGAAGCUGAUGAGACCAUCAUCGACCCCAAUAUUCUCUCUCUCAACAUCUUGUCUGCUGGGUAUGUCAGGCCCAUGCAAGACGACCGACAGUUUCUUGAUUCGGACAUGCCUAGGACUUUCUACCGCUUCGAGGCCGCUUGGGAUAGCUCCAUGCACAACUCCCUGCUACUAAACCGAGUCACUCCGUAUGGAGAGAAAAUCUACAUGACCCUAUCAGCCUACUUGGAGAUGGAGAACUGCCUCCAGCCUGCAAUCAUAACCAAAGAUAUCUGCAUGGUGUUUUACUCUCGAGACACAAAGCUCUCAGCCUCCCGCUCUAUCCGAAACCUUUUUGGUACUGGAAGCCUGAGAGCGGCAGAUGGAAACCGUGUAACUGGAGUUUAUGAGGUCAGCCUAUGUAACCUAGCAGAUGCAGGAAGCCCAGGUAUGCAGAGGAGACGCAGGCGGGUGCUGGACACCUCAGUGGCCUACGUUCGUGGGGAGGAGAACCUGGCUGGGUGGAGGCCCCGUAGUGACAGCCUCAUUCUGGACCACCAGUGGGAGCUGGAGAAACUCAGCCUCCUUCAAGAUGUGGAGAAGACCAAACAUUACCUCCUGCUAAGGGAGAAACUGGAGUCUACCCUGCUUAUGGGCCAGGAUUCCCUGCAGACCCGCAUCACUGAGGAGCUGAGUGAGUCCACUCAACCCCCCGAGGUCGACCACGAGGUCAGCUCCAGCUCAGAAAUCAUCACUGAGAGGCAGAGGGAGCUUGCUGCUAAGUGUUUGCGGCUGCUCACUCACUCCUUUAACCGAGAAUACAGCCAUGUGUGUGUCAGCGCCAGUGAAAGCAAGAUCUCAGAGAUGUCCGUCACAAUGCUAAGAGACUCCGCUUCAAUCUCUGCGCUCAACACAAUCACACCCUCCUCAACAUGCCCUUCGCUGGUUGAUGGUUGCUAUGGCAACCCUGAACUCAGACCCCCUAUGCCUCGCUCUCGUGCCGUCAGCCCUAGUCCUGACACACAGGAGAAGUCCAUCAACCGAGCCUCUGAAACCAAACCACGGACCCGCAAAUUUGUCCCUGAUAUCCAGGAAAUUAGAGUCAGCCCCAUUGUGUCAAAGAAGGGUUACUUACAUUUCUUGGAGCCACAAACCAACGGAUGGGUGAAGCGCUAUGUUGUUGUGCGGCGGCCGUACGUCUACAUCUACAACACAGAGAGAGACUCUGUGGAGCGGGCUAUCCUCAACCUCUCCUCUGCCCAGGUGGAGUACAGUGAGGACCAGCAGGCAAUGCUGAAGACCCCAUACACAUUCGCCGUGUGUACAGAACAUCGUGGAAUAUUGCUUCAAGCCACUAAUGACAAAGAGAUGCAUGACUGGCUGUAUGCAUUCAAUCCUCUCCUUGCUGGAACUAUCAGGUCAAAGCUGUCGAGAAGACGAGCCGGACAGAUGAGGAUGUGAAACAAGACUCUGUACAAAUCUCAUGAGAGAAGAAUGAAUGCAGAGACUUAACAUGUACAUAGAUCCUUGUCCUUAUCCCUAACCUUGUGCUGAGCCCUAUCUCCCCUCCCCCCUCCCCCCCCACAGUCACCAACAACCAUCAAAGCGCCCAUUCCGUGUCAGGCCUUUGCUGCAGUGUGAGUCUCAUAGUCUGAAGAACCUCUUCAAAAAGCUGUCACUGUACUGUACUGGAGUUUAUUCAUAGCUGGAUGAUUGAAGAAAAUGGAGAAAGUAGCAACAGUUUCUUAUCUCAGAAUACAUACGUAUAGUAAUGUACUGUAGUUGUUGUCAGUGACACAUCAAGCCUUAUACAUUUACUCCUUAAAAAAAUGCAGUGACAUUUGUUUUUACCUAAAACUGCCAUGUCAGUGAGGAUCUCAUUCCUACAUUUGCAUCAGUAAAUAGAAAAUCAUGCAGAUUCUUCUCGACUCUACGGCUAUAUAUACAGUGUCUAACCUGGUUUGCAUACAACGUACAUGCUAAAAAAAAAAAGGCAGUUGAGUGUAACUCUUUAGAAUAAUUCUGUUUUCUUUCUAGUCCAUAAAUCAUGACAUUGAGCAAUCUGCCUCCUAUUCUUAAAACUUCUUUGAAACCUUAACACACACAGCCUGGCAAAGGAGCGGCAUGUCAUAAUAGAUCAUGUUCUUGCUGCAUUUUGAUCAAUCCAUGUCGUUUUAGCUACUUGUAGGAGCACCAAGGGUAUUUACAUUCACACAAUAAGUAAUCAAAUGUCAUCACCAUUAAUCCUCCCAAUUUAAUCUCAUUCUCUACCUGAAUUUUAUUUGUUUUAAAAUGUGAUAUAUUUAGAUAUUUAACAGCUGUAUUAUUUAUUUCUGCAUGUAUUUAUUUACAAAGACAUUUAUAUUUCUAAAGUAGUAGUACCGUGCAAUUUCUGCACACCGCACUUUUUAAUAUGAGUUCCUUUAAAUGUUUGAAUAAUACAACCUUGGCCCCAUGCAGUUAAUGCUGUUUAAACAGUUUAAUAAUUUUGAUUGGCCACUUUCUUUGUGCUGAAGAUCUCUUGAAUAAUACUAUAGAUUAGGAUAGUCACACCUGACCUUUGACCCAACUGAUAUACAUCUAAAAGGUCAAAGUAUUGUUAGGUAGAGAAUAUUAAGGUGGUCUGAACAUCCUCAGCUGCACAAAGCUACCUUGUUAAAUGAUCAAAAGUACAAAUUGUUCCUCACAGUACAGAAUAAGGAACUGGUUUAUAUUGAUUAAAUGUAGUGCCUCUCUUUUCAAUCAUACUGUACAGUAUGCCUCUGCACCAGUUGCUUUGAAACUACAUCCUCCAUGCUGCUAUAGUACUGUUCUGGAAGUGUCUGCCGAUCACAUCACUUUCUGGCUUUUCAUCAUCAUCAUCAUCAUCAUCAUCAUCAUCAUCAUCAUCACUUACAUAUUCAGACAAUAAGGUAUAAUGUAUGUGAAUGUUACAUAUCUAAUAUGGCAAUCAGUUGUCAUAUAGAAUGGAAUGUCCAUAACACAGAGUAUACUUGAUGUUUGUACAUUAUGUGUUUUGUAUAUUAUUGUGUGAACUAUCAUGUUUUGAUUGGAAAGAAAUCAAUGCUGUUGACAGUUUCAAAGUGCAAGUUGAAAGACCGUACAACUGUUCUUUUUAAUCCCUUCAUAUGAUCCUUCAUGAAAAUUGCUACUGUGCUUUUUCUACUGCAUUUCAUUCAAAUUGAUUACGAAUCCAAAAAAUGUUACCUGUUCAAAAACUAGGUACAUACGGUAUGCAGCUUGGGAGUUGUUGUGUGAAGUUUGAUUGAUAAGCAUGCCUCAGGUUAGCCAGCCUAGAGUGCAUGCUUGCUGACAGUUUGACAUUUCACUUACACAAUCUCCAAUCAUUAAACUGUUACACAAAAGUGCAAGAAUAAUAUAUUUAACAGGGGAUUAAAUUGUAACAGCAAUUCAGUAUGUUUUUAUUUUUGCUGCUGAGGUAAUCCAUACAAUAUAAACAUAUUUCCCGAGAUUGGAAAGUAUUCUGUGUGUUGUGGACAUAUUAAGUGAUCAAAUCAAAACAUUUUACAACCAUACAUGUGUGCACAACUGUCAGUAGUUGUGGCUAAUCAAACAGUCAAAUGUCUGUUAAUAUCUUUCGCUUGUUGUGUAGCAAGUCCUGUGAUCAGUUAUGAUCAAAGUCUAUCACAGACUGUGUUGGCAGAGACUGCAGUUGUAUUUUAUCUGGCUAUAGCAUCAUCAUUGAGGGAAUGCCCUGCUGUUCUGUACAUUACACUGUCUCAAGCACUCUUUUCUGUCUCAUUUAAAUUAAAACACAAUCUUAAAAUGCGAGCCCGGAAUUGCUCCAGUCUGAUCUGUGUUGAGAUUAUUCUUGGUGUUUUCAUUGGGCAUUUUAAUGUGCGUCACAUUUGAGCCAACCAAAGUUUUGUUGGUGCAGUCACAAAAAAAUCACACUGAAUGUACAUUGAUAUUUGAAAAUACUUAUUUUGCUGGAGUGGUUAUGUUGACCUGUCUUUUGUUUUCACAGUCUGGUUCCUUAUUGAUUGUAGGUAGGUUACUAUGAGGGAACCAUAUGGAGGUAUUAUGGGAUAUACCUGUAAUUAUCUGUCCACUGACGUGUGAGGGGAUGUUGGUUCAUGAUGGCCCUGUUAGGCAUUGCUUCUUGUACAGAGUAAUGCUGUAGGUAACCUUACUUUCACACUUACUCAUUUUUCAAUAUCACCAUCACGCUCUGACAGCCUUUUUCAAAAUCUACUUUUUCUAAUACCACCCCUCCCCUUUCAAAGGAAUAUCAUUUACAUUUUUGUGCUUCCACAUCUAAUCUUUUUUUCUUUUCUUAACUUUCAAAUGUCACCAGUUAAUUUGUUUUUUUCCUUCUUCAAAUGAUUUUGCAUUGUAUAUAAACAUGAUUGCUGUGAACAGUGUAUUAUAAAGUUGCACCCAUUGGGCAGUAGUUCAGUCAGUGUCUCUGAGUGUUGGAGUUUAGCGUCAAUUGUCUGUGUACACUAAACACAUUGUCGUAUAUUAAAUAAACCUGAAAAUUAUGCAACACAAA
Perca fluviatilis (European perch) is the source of this 9179-nucleotide messenger RNA. RefSeq names its product kinesin family member 1Aa (gene kif1aa). The transcript is spliced from 51 exons. The coding region runs from base 434 to 6124 and encodes 1896 amino acids. Gene Ontology annotation, biological process: microtubule-based movement. NCBI's taxonomy places the organism in Eukaryota, Metazoa, Chordata, Actinopteri, Perciformes, Percidae. The record is from RefSeq and is a predicted model, not a curated record. Gene Ontology annotation, molecular function: microtubule motor activity; microtubule binding; ATP binding.